Molecule: messenger RNA, 333 nt
Organism: Brenthis ino (lesser marbled fritillary)
Lineage: Eukaryota; Metazoa; Arthropoda; Insecta; Lepidoptera; Nymphalidae
Source: the annotation of a GenBank genome assembly
AUGUUGAAAAUAAUUUCUAUGUUUUUAUUAGCUCUCACAAUGGUACUGUGCCAGCAUGACAGAGAUUUCGCGUACUAUCAUGUAUUACAUCUCCCUCAUGACCCACCUCUAUAUCCGGUGUUUGAUAGACCGCCACUUACUCGGUUCUCUUGCGAGGGUAGAACUAGAGGAUACUACGCGGACGUGGAUAGUGGAUGUCAGGCAUACCAUUUUUGCUGGCAUCGGCAUUUAGUUAGCACAGAUCUAUGUAGCAAUGGGACGUUAUUCAAUGAACAGUUCCAGGUAUGCGACCACUUCUACAAUGUACGCUGUGGAUCUCCCUACGAAGACAUG